CUCGGCCGUGAUGCAGACAGGGCCAAAGCUGCCUUGACAAGCACCACUGGAGAGAAGUCUGCCCUAGAGCGGGCCCGCUCUGGUCUACUGGAACAGUUGUCGCGGCUGCAAUCUGAUUUAGCACGAGCUGAGGCAGGCCAGGCUGAUUCUGAACGUCGGCGUGUUGAGCUGACGGACCAGCUAGCAGAGGCACGUCGUGAUUCUGAACGGGCCGCGCGUGAAGCUGAGCGGGCCGCCCGCUGUUCAGAGGCAGCGGAGGCACGAUUGGCAGGACUCCGAGAAGAGGCAAAUGGCUUGCGCGAGGCUGUGUCACGAAGUCGUUUAGAGUCAGAAGUGUCGGAAGCUGAGCGAGUGGAUCUGAAAGAAGCUUAUGCAAGAUCGGAGGCCAGCAGAGCAGAAGCCGAGGCGGAAUUAGCCAGACGGCGAGCGGAGGAAGCCAAGCUUCAAGAAGAGCUUGGUGGAUGGCAGGUGAGAUCAAGCAAGAUUUCUAAAAGGUUAGAGGAGGGUAGCGCAAAGGCUAUCAAAGAGAGGUUUUAUGCAAAGAUAUUUUAUUAA
Protopolystoma xenopodis is the source of this 555-nucleotide messenger RNA. The record is from the annotation of a GenBank genome assembly. NCBI's taxonomy places the organism in Eukaryota, Metazoa, Platyhelminthes, Monogenea, Polystomatidea, Polystomatidae.